AUUCGGCGCCCACUGUGCCGACCCGGAAACGGAGUUUGCCUUGCUCCUCUCGCUCUCGCCGCCGAUGCGUACAGGACUACAGGUACAAGGGCGACUGGCCGCAACAACCCACCCGGAUGGACAGGAAUCUUGACGUUUACAUCUGGUCAACUUCACACUACUGAAAAGCUGGUGUUAAUUAGACACCGGGAGUACAGUACUGACGGCUAUAGAGGCCAGCCACACCACUCGGAGUUCGCUUCAAUUCACCACUGUUUUGUUUGCACUGAGCAGCCAUGCUGCUUCCCAACCAAACCAUGCCGUUCCUUCUCCUGCUCCUCUUCCUCGGCCUCAGCGGCCUCCUCCGCCCCGCGGCGUCAGCGGACGAGCAGUUCGUCUUCAAUGGGUUCACCGGCGCCAACCUCUCCAUGGACGGCAUGGCCAGAGUGACCCCAAACGGGCUCCUCCAGCUGACCAACGCCACCAGCCAGCUCAAGGGACACGCCUUCUUCCCCACGCCGCUCCAGUUCCACAGGGCGCCCAACAGCACGGCCAUGCAGUCCUUCUCCACGGCCUUCGUCAUCGGCAUCAUCGGCGCGUACGAGGACCUGAGCAGCCACGGCAUGGCCUUCAUAAUCGCCAAGAGCAGGAACCUCACCUCGGCGCUCCCGGGCCAGUUCCUGGGCCUCGUCGGCUCCGCCAACAACGGCAACGCCACCAACCACCUCUUCGCGGUGGAGUUCGACACCAUCCUCAACUCGGAGUUCAACGACAUGAGCGGCAACCACGUCGGCAUCGACGUCAACGGGCUCAACUCCGUGGACGCCGACAACGCCGGGUACUACGACGACGGCACCGGCGCGUUCAAGAACAUGAGCCUUGUGAACCGCAAGCCGAUGCAGGUGUGGGUGGACUUCGACGGGCAGGCCAUGCAGGUGAAUGUCACCAUGGCGCCCCUGGAGGUGGUGGCCCGGCCCAAGAAGCCCCUGCUCUCCACCACCGUCAACCUCUCCUCCGUCAUCGACGACACCGCCUACGUCGGGUUCUCGUCGUCCAGCGGCAUCCUCUUCUGCCGCCACUACGUCCUCGGCUGGAGCUUGAAGAUGAACGGCGCGGCCCCGGCGCUCAACAUCUCCUCGCUGCCCUCUAUGCCGGUCACGACCCCGAAGCCGCGGUCCAGGACUCUGGAGAUCGUGCUGCCGAUAGCGUCCGCGGUUCUCGUGUUUGUGGUGGCGGCCGUCGUUUUCGUGGUCAUGCGGAGGCGGCGGAUGUUCGCGGAGCUCAAGGAAGACUGGGAGGUUGCGUUCGGGCCGCACAGGUUCGCGUACAAGGACCUCUUCCACGCCACCGACGGGUUCAGCGACAGCCGGCUGCUCGGCAUCGGCGGGUUCGGGAGAGUGUACCGCGGCCUGCUGCCGUCGUCCAAGGCGGAGAUCGCGGUGAAGAAGGUGUCGCACGGGUCGAGGCAGGGGAUGAAGGAGUUCGUGGCCGAGGUGGUCAGCAUCGGCCGGCUCCGGCACCGCAACCUCGUGCAGCUGCUCGGCUACUGCCGGCGCAAGGGCGAGCUCCUCCUAGUCUACGACUACAUGCCCAACGGCAGCCUCGACAAGCAUCUCUACGACCAGCAGAAGGUCUCGCUGAGCUGGGGGCAGAGGUUCCGCAUCAUCAAGGGCGUCGCGUCGGGGAUGCUGUACCUUCACGAGGACUGGGAUCAGGUUGUCGUGCACAGGGACAUCAAGGCCAGCAACGUGCUGCUGGACGCGGAGAUGAACGGCCGGCUGGGGGACUUCGGGCUGGCGAGGCUGUACGACCACGGCACGGACCCGCACACGACGCACGUGGUGGGCACCAUGGGGUACCUGGCGCCGGAGCUCGGCCACACGGGGAAGGCCUCCAAGGCGUCGGACGUGUUCGCGUUCGGGGCAUUCAUGCUGGAGGUGGCGUGCGGGAGGAAGCCCGUCGUGCAGGACGCGAGCGACAACCACCUGGUGCUGGUGGACUGGGUGCUCGACCAAUGGCGCGCGGGGUCGGUCACCGGCGCCGUGGACCCGCGGCUGGGCGGCGACUUCGUCGAGCACGAGGCGAGCCUGGUGCUGAGGCUGGGCCUGCUGUGCUCGCACCCGCUGCCCGGCGCGCGGCCGACCACGCGGCAGCUCGUGCAGUACCUGGACGGCGACGUGAAGCUGCCGGAGCUGUCGCCGACGUACCAGAGCUUCAACAUGCUCGCGGUCAUGCAGGACCAGGGGUUCGACCCCUACGUCAUGUCGUUCCCGAUGACGUCCAUCACCGCCGGCACCAUGUCUCAGAUGUCUGACCUGUCCGGGGGGAGAUGAGUCGCGGUCUUGUAACUAAACUAGUACUAGCCUGUUCUGGGUGCGUUUUUCUGGGUGUAGCGUGGAUAACCUUAAUGUAACGUGUUGUGCUGUUCACUCGUGAUCAACUACUGGACUCUCCUCAGCUCUAUUAACCACUACAGUGCCACGAGCUCCAAAUGCAAACCAAACGUUAUCUCC
Brachypodium distachyon (stiff brome) is the source of this 2492-nucleotide messenger RNA. Its product is annotated as L-type lectin-domain containing receptor kinase IV.1. Gene Ontology annotation, molecular function: carbohydrate binding; ATP binding; protein kinase activity. NCBI's taxonomy places the organism in Eukaryota, Viridiplantae, Streptophyta, Magnoliopsida, Poales, Poaceae. Bases 276 to 2312 code for a protein of 678 amino acids. The transcript has a single exon. Gene Ontology annotation, cellular component: plasma membrane. Gene Ontology annotation, biological process: protein phosphorylation. The record is from RefSeq and is a predicted model, not a curated record.